AUGGCGACCUAUCGCGCCCAUACCAUGUCCUCGGAUGCUGGCAACAAUCGCCAUGCGUCGUACCCCGCAUACUUGAGCGCCCAGCUUGGAAGCAACCAUCAGCACGAUGUUCCGGGCUCCCAUGGACAGCAUGUCGGAGCCCAUUCCGAUGCUGCCCUUGGUGCCGUGAUGAGUCAAUUCAGCACUCUGGCUCUCCCCCCGGCCCCCGGCACGCAGCUUCAGGCUCAUCACGCCUACUGUGCUGGUCAAGAGCAGCCCGUCGCCUACCAGGGCUACUCGAUGCCUUUGCACGUCGGAAUGGCGCCCGAUGCCGCCUACUCUUUUGGAGUCUCCGGGCAGUAUCCUGUUCAGAGCGGCUUCGCGCCCUUGCCUGUCCCCUACCACACCAUGCCUUACACUCCUGGUCGAGUGGCGUCCUUUGCCGAACGCAGCAGUGAGGUACCCGGUCUGGAGAAUCGUCGCGGGUCCUACUCUACCACUGAGUCCACACCUGCUACGCCUUUCUUUGGCAGUGCCUCGGAGCGCGGCAGUGCGUCGAGAGUUGCCGUCUUCCGGUCGAGCUACACAACUCCUUCUCCGGAGCAGAUUGUGGCUCCCAAGGCGCCCCAACCCAUCGAUGAGGAUCUCCUCGCGCUUCUCAAACAGGACCCUCCCAUCCCCGAGGCUGUUCCGGCUGUUUUCACCCCCCCCAGCCACACCAAGUCCCUUGAGCAGUGCCUGGAGAAUAGAAUUCAUGGAAACCGCAACGUCUACAUCCGCGGUCUCCAUCCCACCACCGAUGAUGAGCUUUUGCUCCGGUAUGCGUCCCGGUUCGGUAAGGUCGAGCAGAGCAAGGCCAUUAUUGACACCUCGACGGGCGCUUGCAAAGGGUUCGGAUUCGCCAAGUUUGCUGAUGUGCGCGACUCCGAGAAGUGCAUCCGAGGCUUCUACCAUCUUGGCUAUGAGGUCGGCUUUGCUCGGGAGAGUUUCAAUGCCAGACUCAAAGCUGAGGGUGAUGAGACCUCGACAAAUCUGUACCUGUCGAACCUCCCCAAGCGCCUCAAUGAAUCGGAGUUGAAUGCCAUUUUCGCUGGUUACCAUGUCGUCUCCAGCAAGAUCCUCCGUGACAGCAUGGGCAACAGCCGUGGCGUCGGCUUUGCUCGUUUCGAGACUCGUGAAGAGUGCGAGGACAUAAUCAAGAAGUACCACGGUGCUUCCAUCGGCGAAGAAGGGAUGUUGAUGCAGGUUCGGUAUGCGGACACACCGGCCCAGAAGGAGCUGAAGCGGAUCACCGCCGAGCGUCGGCAGUUCCGCACGAACGAGUACAAUAUCGGAGCUUAUGGCACGGCAGACGUUGGCAUCCAUCCCAGCAUCUACAGCCCUGCUCCGUGGAAUCGCCGAGGUGGCAUGGGCGCUGAUACCCUCUUUGCACCUCGCGUCCCUUCGAUCCGUGCCAGCAUUGGCGGCAGCGCGAGCGUGGGCUCCUUGAUGGGUCAGAGUGUGGGACACACCCCCAAGCAGAGUAUCUCGGUGCCCGGCACGGUGUCCUCUGAUGACGGCCUGGGUGGUGACAACGCGACCGUCGUCGACUCCCCGACGGCGAGGAAGGGCAGUACCCAGUCAUCGCCCACCGUGAAGAAGGAGAAGGCUUAG
This is a messenger RNA of Parathielavia appendiculata, 1632 nucleotides long. RefSeq lists its product as uncharacterized. The record is from RefSeq and is a predicted model, not a curated record. Gene Ontology annotation, molecular function: poly(U) RNA binding; mRNA 3'-UTR binding; poly(A) binding. Gene Ontology annotation, cellular component: nucleus; cytosol; ribonucleoprotein complex. The transcript is spliced from 7 exons. The coding region runs from base 1 to 1632 and encodes 543 amino acids. NCBI's taxonomy places the organism in Eukaryota, Fungi, Ascomycota, Sordariomycetes, Sordariales, Chaetomiaceae.